Molecule: messenger RNA, 2001 nt
Organism: Sardina pilchardus (European sardine)
Lineage: Eukaryota; Metazoa; Chordata; Actinopteri; Clupeiformes; Clupeidae
Product: solute carrier family 25 member 53-like
Exons: 2
Coding region: 47-931 (294 amino acids)
Cellular component (GO): mitochondrion
Molecular function (GO): NAD transmembrane transporter activity
Source: RefSeq, a predicted model, not a curated record
UCUCAAGACCAUUGACAGAAGAGUGCAGCGUCAUGUACAGUCAGAGAUGGGGCAGGAUACUGUGAAUGAUGCUGAUGCUGCAAGUAACACAAAUCCCACGACACAUUUCCAUAGUUACCUGCAUGGUGGUACAUCCAGCCUGGUAUCCAGCACCCUAACAACUUUCGCAAUAUUUCCCCUACACAAGAUUGUCUUCCGCCAACAGCUGCACAAUACAGUUGUACGAGAGGCUGUAGCUCAACUCUAUGGGGAGGGGUUGCGCAAGCUUUACCGUGGUGUUGCUCCUCCUCUUUUAAUUCGGACACUCCAAGGCACACUGUUAUUCGGCGUUCAGGACAGCCUGCAUCAUCAUUCCUCUCACUUGGUCCAAGAGCACUUCCCCAGACCUCUGCUCCAGGCCGCAGCAGGUGUGGGCACUGGUGUGGUAAACGCUCUGGUGUUCACCCCGUUUGAACGUGUGCAGAACGUACUCCAGAACGGCAGAAACGACCACCGCCUCCCAACCCACUGGAGCGUCCUGGUGCGUUUGAACUCUGAGCCGCUUGCCCUCGGGUUCUACCGAGCCCUGCUGCCCAUCAUUGCCCGCAAUGCCCUGGGCAAUGGCCUCUACUUUGGUCUGAAAAACCCAGUGAGAGAUGCCUUGGACCAGCAGGGUCUUUCCCUCUCGGCCUCCUCAUUCAUCUCAGGUGCGGUCAACUCCCUGGUCAUCAGUCUGUCACUCUACCCGCUCUUGGUGCUGGUGGCCAACAUGCAGGCUGGCGUGGGGCAGGAGGAUGUUGGGGGCGGGCUGAAGGCGAGUGCCCGCAAGCUUUGGGUGGCUCGUCAGCGUAGCGUAGCGCUGCUGUACCGCGGAAGCUCUCUGGUCAUCCUGCGCUCCUGUGUCAACUGGGGCAUCAUCACGGCCACCUAUGACUGGCUGGAGAGAGGCUGAACCACAAAACCGUGAGACAAAACUACACCUGGUGGAUGAGACAAAGACAAGCAGAAAUGUAGUACCAACUAUAAAAGUGCACCCAUCUAUUAACAUGCAUACAAAUGUACUGUACAUGUAAGACAACUAAUGCGGUAUCUUAAUUUACUAGCUAUAGCUCUAGAAGGACUACUUAUUGUUAUCAUUUCAUGUGUAUUGGACUAAAGGUUUACCACAGUGAGAGAAAGUGGAGUUGAUCAUUAUGUCCAAUAUUCUAUAUGUGGGUCAAUGUUCUGCACUAGGCCCCAUACUCCAAUGUGUGGUUUAAAACUGUGUCUUUCUCACUAGUGGGUCACUUUGAUACUAAAAGUUAUUCUAAUGGCCCUGCAUGAUGUCUGUACUGUUCCUAAACAUGGAUAAUAUUAAGGACCAACAGUAUUAUUGGACCAGGGAUUGAUGCAGUCCAUGUGCAGGACUCAAAUUGUUGCACCUCUGUGCUCUUAUGCCAGCCCUUAUCCAUUGGUGAAUCUCUCUCCAAGGAAACAGAAGGAAUGUUUGGCAGUACUGUAAGAUCAACAUGCCUCUGAUUGUCUGUGUUGCCUUCUUUUUGAAGAUGCUUCUAUCCAUGACUGCCGUGACGUAGUUUCAGGUGAGCAUUCAUAACAGAAAUGUAUCUGAUGCGGCACUGCUGUGGCCAUUCACUGUCUCUUUUGGCUGAAAACGCUUCCAACAUGCUUGUCUCUCAUGUGCUGCAAACACAUGUAUUUUUACCGUGAGAAGCAAGCGAGACAGUGAAGUAAAGAGACUGUAAAGAAAUGUUUUAAUUGUUAGGCUAGCCACAGCAGGGCAGCAUCAAAGAGAUUUCUGGUAUGAAUGUUGGUAUGAAUUGGUAUGGAUGUUGUGAUGGAUCUGUUUAGUGUUGGCCAGAUCUGGGAAAAUGAAACGGUCAGUGUCGGUUUUCAGUGAGUGGAAGAAGGAAGUGCCUUCUGAGGUGUGCCACAAAAAUGAUGGUAUACUGUAUCUGUGAGUAAGCCUUUAAAAUAAAUUAUAUGAGAUAUUUGACAUUUAAUAAACAACAAAUGUAUAUGAGA